This is a messenger RNA of Drosophila suzukii, 1565 nucleotides long. RefSeq names its product Vacuolar H[+] ATPase 14kD subunit 2 (gene Vha14-2). The record is from RefSeq and is a predicted model, not a curated record. NCBI's taxonomy places the organism in Eukaryota, Metazoa, Arthropoda, Insecta, Diptera, Drosophilidae. Gene Ontology annotation, cellular component: membrane; proton-transporting V-type ATPase, V1 domain. Gene Ontology annotation, molecular function: proton-transporting ATPase activity, rotational mechanism. Gene Ontology annotation, biological process: proton transmembrane transport.
UUCAAGGGUUUGUGUGGCCGAUUUCUUAAACUUUAAAAAUAUGUCUUUGCAUUCGGAAGAGCUAGAAAGUCUUAUGGCCGUUAUUGGUGAUGAGGACACCUGUGUCGGCUUCUUGCUCGGUGGUAUUGGAGAAGUCGGCGAGGAUCGUGAGACCAAUUUCAUGGUCGUGGAGAAGGACACGACUCCCGGCCAGAUUGAGGCGUGUUUCAAGAAGUUCCUGAGGCGGCCAGAUAUAGCCAUCAUUCUGAUCAACCAGGUGUACGCGGACCUGAUUCGCCCCACUGUCGAUGCCCACGACCUGGCCGUGCCCACUGUGCUGGAGAUUCCCUCGAAGCAGCAGCCCUACGAUGCCUCCAAGGACUCGAUUCUGAAGCGGGCCCAAGUGAGUUGGCCUGCGGCGUCGGAAAGGUCAGACCCCACUAACCCCAUUAGCCCCAUUCCCCCAGAGCGUUUUCAGCCCGCCCGAGAGGCGCUACUAGCGGCUCAACUUUGGCAAUCAGUUCCGGGAUCGAAGUGUGAGUCUAAUGAAAGAUUUGCAUAGUUCUCAAAUGCACACCGAAUGCCAAUGCCAGUGCUACAAAGUCGUUCGAAUUGUUCUCGAAAAAAGAUACCUACGCAGAUACAUACACACGCAUACUCACACAAAUGAUGGGAGAAAAUAAAGCUUAUACGUACAUCAGGCAACUUUUCAGCUUUUGCGUUUUAAGGAAAUUGCCAAAAAACUGCAGCGGCAACAAUCUGAAAAGAGGAAAACAACACAAAUGCGUUGCGCUUGCAACAAAAUUGAAAACAGCAACCACACAAAAACAAAUGCAAAAGAAAGAAAAGCCAUGGCAAAAGUACAACAAAGUGAACGAAAACGAUACAAAUAAGCGCUGAAAUGCCAAUACAUGGCAAAAAUGCGAGAAGAAAACCAAACCGAAUAAAGCCAAAUAAAACAAAACAGCGAACCGAAAAAGGCACAACAGAAAACUAACAAAAUAAAAACUCUUAAAAAGACAGCACAAUUUACGUUGUCUGGAUGGAUCUGGACCCACUCGCAGGGAAAGUCGGGGAAAAGCGACUUCUUACGGGCUGCUUAGCGCAACAAAAGCAUGCGAAAACAAUAUUCGAGCAAAGUAUUUUGCGCCAACUUUUCGCACCAAGAAGUUGGCGCCGAGAAUGCAUUCAGAAACUUCUGCUCCAGUGACAAGUUUGCCGGAUCGGGAACCGAACCACCCAGAAUCGCAGGAGGACGUAUCCCUGGUGGCUCCACAAAAGCGCAGCCUAUAAGCAGGCAACUCCCGGACCUCGAACACUCCAGAGGCCGCCUGAAGCUCGGCUAUAAAAUGCUUAAAACUUGGUCAGAAGGCAGUUGGAAAAUUAAUUUACAGACAAUUGCAAUGGACUUUUACGCUUCUAUUCGGUUUGGCAGGCAUAAAGUUACACACUUAAACUCACCAAUAAAACAUGUUUAAUUUUGUGGAUCAAGAAGCCAUAAGACUCUAGAUAGCUGAUAAGUCUGUGAACUAUUUCUGAGUUAAAUGUUACAUUUAUUCUGUUUAUAUUGACAUACAUUUUCCUGC